Schistocerca nitens (vagrant locust) is the source of this 351-nucleotide messenger RNA. RefSeq names its product myb/SANT-like DNA-binding domain-containing protein 3. Lineage: Eukaryota; Metazoa; Arthropoda; Insecta; Orthoptera; Acrididae. The transcript has 2 exons. Bases 1 to 351 code for a protein of 116 amino acids. The record is from RefSeq and is a predicted model, not a curated record.
AUGGAGAACAAGAAAAGGACGCCGAAUUUCUCCAAAUUCGAAGUUGACAUACUUUUGGAGUUGGUUGCCUCCAAUUCAAGUAUAUUAGAGUGUAAAACAACGGAUGGCUGCACAGUUAGAGAAAAACUGGGUGUAUGGGAAAAUAUAGCAACACAAUUUAAUUCAACUCCAGGUGUAACAAAAAAAAGGCCUGAAUGGCUUAAAACAUGUUAUGAGAAUUUGAAGAGGAGGUUGCGGAAGGAUAUGGCUGAAGAGAAGGUUCAAGUCUAUAAAACAGGAGGAGGGAAGGCAGUACCAGUAUCUAAAAAGAGUCCACACGAGGCAAAACUACUGGAAAUAGUUGGUUCAUGA